AUGACCAUCCCACUCAGGUGUGAAUACAGUGAUGCAUCAGGAACGCUUAAAAGCAAAGAAAUACAGGGUAUACCCCUUUAUGGAAGUGGUCUGACUAUGCUUGAAGUCAUCUCAGAUGCUAUAUCCAGAAAUACUUACGCCGAGACCAAAUCCAUUGAAGUGCCAUUAGUCGAAUGCUUUGGUGAGAAAUGUAAGAACUUCAACAAAUAUUGGGAUCGUCUUCCCACAGGGGUUUCCCAAGCGAUUGCCGGGAUGGGCGAUUGUUCGUUCAUAGAAGUCGGAUCUUUCGAGACCACCGAAGAUACUCAAGAAGAAUACGUUCCUCUGACGUACACUUUCCAGAGAGCAUUAGGGCCUGAGGUCGAUUGA
Messenger RNA from Kwoniella mangroviensis CBS 8507, 369 nucleotides. RefSeq lists its product as uncharacterized. NCBI's taxonomy places the organism in Eukaryota, Fungi, Basidiomycota, Tremellomycetes, Tremellales, Cryptococcaceae. The record is from RefSeq and is a predicted model, not a curated record. The coding region runs from base 1 to 369 and encodes 122 amino acids. The transcript has a single exon.